AUGGCCACCAGAACACGAUGUGUUACUUUCAAAAUCGAGAAUUGGAAUUUCAACCAAGUAAUAAUCGCAGCAUCACAGGCUGCUUUCAAGGUGGAGCAAGCCGUUGGGCACGAUGGCAGCGCCACCACGCAACAGGAUGUGAGCAACCCAGCACUAGAUAGAUCAAAAUACGCCGAUCCGAGCGGCGAGAAGAUGAAAGCUUUGAUAUGGAUGGGAAAGAACCAUGUGGAAGUUCAAGAAGUUCCAAAACCACAUGUAGUGGAACCUAGAGACGUUGUCUUGCGCGUUACUGGUUCUACUAUCUGUGGUUCCGACUUGCAUCUCCUGCACGGGACCAUUUUGGAGCUGCAGAAAGGCGACAUCCUGGGCCACGAGUUCUGCGGCAUCGUGGAGUCUGUCGGCCCGCAAGUCAAGAAUGUCAAGCCUGGCCAGCGUGUGGUGGCCAGCUUCCAGAUUGCAUGCGGGGAAUGCGGACCUUGCAAGAAGAAGCAGAGUAGCCAGUGUGAGAAGACGAAUGAAAAUUCGCUGGCAGCUGCUAUGUAUGGGACUCAGACUGCUGGCCUUUUUGGAUACUCUCACUUCACGGGUGGCUUUGCAGGCGGACAGGCAGAAUACGUCCGUGUUCCGUUCGGGGACGUCAACCUCCUGAAACUACCAGAUAGUGUCCCAGACGAGAAAGGCCUCUACCUCUCCGAUGUCAUCUGCACAGCUUGGAAUGCCAUCGUAGACACUGGCGUCGAAAAGGGCGACGUCGUUGCUAUUUGGGGAGCAGGUCCUAUCGGCCAGAUGGCUGCCGAUUUCAGUCUUCACAACGGUGCUGCCCGCGUUAUUCUCAUAGACAACAACUGGCGCCUCGCCUACGCGAAGUCCAAGUGCCUCCGGGUCGAAACGCUAAACUACACCGCACUCAAGCGUGGAGAGUACGCGAAGGGCUGGGCGCAUUACUUUGAGUUGAUGCUGGGAAUGGAGACGGAUACAUCUGAGCUCGUGAACGAGAUGCUAACGUCGGUGAAAUCAUAUGGGCGCUGCGGUAUCACGGGUGUAUACACAGGCUUCACGAACCACUUUAACAUCGGGGCGCUUAUGGAGCGCGGGAUUAGGUUGAUUGGAAAUGGACAGGCGCCUGUGCAUAUGUAUUGGGAGAAGUUGCUGGGGAUGGUUGAGAAGGGGGAGAUUGACCCAUUGAAGAUGGUGACGCAUCGGGUCUCCUUGGAUGAGAUGGACACGGUGUAUAUGAAGUUUGACAAGAAGGAGGAUGGGAUGCAGAAGGUGUUUGUGCAGACCAAAUUUAGUGCCCCGCCUGCGAAGGGGAGCCCUGUGUUGACGACGUGGAAAGAGUAG
Molecule: messenger RNA, 1341 nt
Organism: Pseudogymnoascus verrucosus
Lineage: Eukaryota; Fungi; Ascomycota; Leotiomycetes; Thelebolales; Thelebolaceae
Exons: 6
Coding region: 1-1341 (446 amino acids)
Molecular function (GO): oxidoreductase activity; zinc ion binding
Source: RefSeq, a predicted model, not a curated record